UUUUCGAACAAAUCUGUGAGCGGAAUAUGUUUUCAAAGCGUCUAGUUUUGAGCCAGAGAGGCUGUCGUGCGGCAUUUUUCGGGCUUCAGAAUGUUCAAAGAGGCUUCGCUACUUCUUCAGGACCUCUACUGCAGAAGACGGCACCUCUUGAUCCAGGACUGGAAAUGCCACAAUGUGAUUAUGAACCUGAACAGUACCAGGGAAUCUCAUUUGAACAUGCUAAAGAAGUGAGGAAAACCUAUCUGAAUCCAGCUUUGUUUUCAUAUUACAAGGAACCAGUGUUUAUUUGCAAGGGUCACAUGCAGUGGCUCUGGGACAGUGCUGGAAAAAGAUACUUGGAUUUAUUUGCUGGUAUUGUGACAGUCAGUGUAGGACAUUGUCAUCCUCAUGUGACCAAAGCUGCAAAAGACCAGUUGGAUAAAUUGUGGCAUACGACUAACAUAUAUUAUCAUCCAACCCUCCAUGAAUAUGCAGAGCUUAUGGCAUCAAAACUUCCUGGAAACCUUAAGGUGUGCUACUUUGUAAACAGUGGCUCAGAAGCUAAUGAUAUGGCCAUCAUGAUGGCAAGAGCUCACACUGGAAACUUUGAUUUCCUUUCUCUGAGAAAUGCAUAUCAUGGUGCCAGUCCAUACACUCUGGGGAUUCUUGCUCACAGCACAUGGAAACUCAAUGUCCCAGUGGGAUUUGGAUAUUUUCAGACUAUGAACCCAGAUGUGUACCAAGGACCCUGGGGCGGAGCUAACUGCCGUGACUCGAUAGCACAGACGGACAGAACAUGUAAUUGUGCGGCAGGCUAUUGAUGAAGACGGUGUACAAAAGAACUGUGAGGUCGUGGGAACAUACUUCUUAGAAGAACUGCUUCAACUUAAGAAAGAGUUCCCGGAUGUAAUCGGUGACGUCAGAGGGAAGGGUUUGAUGAUUGGCGUUGAGUUUGUCACAGAUAAGGAAUCAAAGACACCUUUGCCUCCCGAGAAGUUCGUCCCAAUCUGGGAAGACUGUAAAGACAUGGGAGUUCUUGUCGGAAAGGGUGGACUGUAUGGAAAUGUAAUGCGUAUUAAGCCCCCAAUGUGUAUAACCAAAGAGGAUGUCGACUUCGGAGUUGCAGUUAUUCGUACGGCCUUGUCCAAGUACUCGCAUGGCAAAUAAAUAACAAUCGUUGGACUUUUUACGAUUACUGUUAGCACCAAUAGUACCUCUGAAUAAGUUGACAUGCCCCACCGACUUUACUACAUUCGCAGUAUAGAAUAUCACAACACCGUUUAAGUAUCCCAAUGAUCUGUCAUGUAGUAAAACUAUUUUUUUAGAGAAUAUUCGUGAAUGAUAAUAAUUGCCAGUAAAACACGAGACAUCCUGAUCGCAUUGAUAAUCAAAGUGGGUCCGUGGGUUUUUCAGAGAUCAAUUUUGGGGAUAUUGAGUGUCUUUAACUCUUUUAACACCUAGAAGUGAUGAACAUGUGACUUCUCCCGAUAAUAUCCAUGCAUUAUUAAGGAAACACGUUAUGGAAAAACUCAGACUUAUCAGGUAGAAGUGGCUUUCUUGAUCUAACACCGAAUUAUCGUGACUAAGUGACACAGAAAUGUGUAGCAGCUAGGGGGGAGAAGCAAUAUCAGAUCUUGGUAGUUGUAGGGUUAAAUGCUUCUUAAAUCAUGGCAAUGCCUCGCAUCAAGUGGACGAAAGUGAUUUACCUACAAAUGGUUUCAACGUUGGGUAAUCAAUAAAGAACAUUGAAUCUAUCGCACAA
Molecule: messenger RNA, 1741 nt
Organism: Pocillopora damicornis (cauliflower coral)
Lineage: Eukaryota; Metazoa; Cnidaria; Anthozoa; Scleractinia; Pocilloporidae
Product: alanine--glyoxylate aminotransferase 2, mitochondrial
Biological process (GO): glyoxylate catabolic process
Cellular component (GO): mitochondrion
Molecular function (GO): L-alanine:glyoxylate transaminase activity; pyridoxal phosphate binding
Source: RefSeq, a predicted model, not a curated record